Messenger RNA from Rotaria sp. Silwood1, 2373 nucleotides. NCBI's taxonomy places the organism in Eukaryota, Metazoa, Rotifera, Eurotatoria, Philodinida, Philodinidae. The record is from the annotation of a GenBank genome assembly.
AUGGCACAAUUAUUUGUAAUAAAAUGGAUUGUGAUGCUAUUCUUCAUACGAUCUACAUUUGCACAACAGUGCGAUCAACCUUUGACAACAGCACGGUUUGAUUGUUAUCCUGAACCUUUUGUAUCACAAGAAAAAUGUCUGGCUCGUAAUUGUUGUUGGAAACCGAUGAAUCAGUUGUCCGAAAUGCUCUCGACCAAUGCUCUUGAAAUGGACGUGCCUUCGUGUUAUUAUCCACGAGACUUUCCAACCUAUCAAAUAAAGACUAAUGAAUCAACUGCUUUUGGUCAACGGUUAAUAAUUGUUAAACAAAACUCGACCUAUAUGCCGAACGAAAUUUUGAGUUUAACAGUUGAUCUUUUCUACGAAACAGCACAACGAUUUCGUCUACGAAUUUAUGAUUCAACGAAGAAACGCUUCGAAGUACCACUUGAAGUACCUGUCGUCAAAACAAAAGUGAAUGUCACUGAUUACGAAGUUUCACUUAGUCAAGCACCAUUUGCCAUUCUUGUUAAACGAAAAUCGACUGGUGUAACAAUUCCAUAUCUCUAUGGUCUUGGUGAACAUCAGCAACCAUUGUUGAUCAAUGUCACAAAUCAAUGGAAUAAACUAACAUUUUGGACUCGUGAUACUCCUCCAGUUCAGGACGUCAAUCUGUACGGUGUUCACCCAUUUCACAUCAAUGUGGAAAUGAAAACCAAUAUGUUGACUAAUUUCCAUGGACAAUUUUUUCUCAAUUCGAAUGCGAUGGAUAUCGAUCUUCAACCAUUACCCGCCAUUAGUUAUACAACGAUUGGAGGCAUCAUUGAUUUGUACUUGUUUACUGGACCUACAACACAAGACGUCAUACAACAAUAUUGGGAUGUGAUCGGAAAACCGACAAUGCCACCCUAUUGGUCUCUUGGUUUUCAUUUGUGUCGUUAUGGUUAUAAUAAUAUCGAUAAUUUACGAGCCGUUAUUCAACGAAUGCAUGAUGCCGAAUUUCCAUAUGAUGUUCAAUGGACUGAUAUUGAUGCAAUGUCCUCUCAUCUUGAUUUUACCUAUGAUCAAAAGAACUUCAAUGGUCUACCAGAUCUUGUUCAUUCUUUACAGUCUGAAGGUAAACAUUAUGUCAAUAUCAUUGAUUGCGGUAUCAGUUCAACACAACCAUCUGGAACCUAUCCACCAUAUGAUGAGGGUUUGAAAAGAGCAAUUUUCAUGACUAAAUUCAAUUCAACUGAACCAAUUACUGGAGAAGUUUGGCCAGGAUUAACAGUCUUUCCAGACUUUACAAAUGCGAGCACUAUUGAAUGGUGGACAAACAUUGCUGCUACAUUUCAUGAUACGAUUCCGUUCGAUGGUAUUUGGAUUGAUAUGAAUGAACCAUCAAAUUUUAUCGACGGUUCUCAUGAUGGUUGUACGAAUAAUUCAUUAGAUAAUCCUCCAUUUAUUCCACAUGUACUUGGUACAACACUCAGUGCAAAAACACUCUGUCCAUCGGCACAGCAUGCACUUUCUUCCCACUAUAAUUUGCACAAUAUGUAUGGCUAUUUCGAAGCAAAAGCAACAAAUCUUGCACUAAAAGAAAUUCGUCGUAAACGAUCUUUUGUUUUGUCUCGUUCGUCCUUUGCUGGCUCAGGUCAAUAUACCGCUCAUUGGACGGGUGAUAAUAGCGCAACAUAUAAAGAUAUGUAUUUUUCAAUUUCGGGUGUAUUUUUCAAUGACAACAAAACACUAGGUAUUGAUCGACAAUUCCUCAUCGGUCGUGCUAUUCUCGUCUCACCAAAUCUUGUUUCAGAAGCAACUACAGUGAAUGUUUAUAUUCCAGAAGAUGUUUGGUAUCAAUUUUCGUCGGGUGUCAAAGUUAAAGUUGUCGGUGUAUUUACUGAUCUUGAUGCUCCUUUAGAAAAGAUUAAUGUUCAUGUUCGAGGUGGUUUUAUUAUACCUAUGCAAAUGCCUGGAGCUAAUCUGAUGGUCAGUCGUGGAAAUCCAUUUACUCUACUUGUUGCUCAAUCAGCCUUGGGAAAUGCAAGUGGAAAUUUAUUUUGGGAUGAUGGUGACUCCAUUGAAUUUGGUCUUCGAGAGCAGAGAGUAGCAUCAACAACAGUAUCUUCUAUAUGUGAACCAAUUAAUUGGAGAUCAAUUCGAUUGGAUCCACCUGCUGAGACUUCAGUUACUUCUGUGCUUGCGCCAGAUUUCGAACAAGCCACAAUAGUAUUAGAUAACGAACAAUACUCUCAAUAUGCAAUUGCUCCAGCUACUCCUCCACCACCAUCCUAUUAUAAAGUUAUUGACUCAUUUUCAAAAGCAACCUUUAGCAAUUGUCCAAAUUGUAAUAAUCAAAAAAGUAUAUUUAAUGCACAAUAUUGUACACAAUGUGGAUACGGUUAUUUGUGA